AUGGAUCCGAUUGAACAUUGGGUUGACUCACGCAUUAAGGGACCUGCUAUUUUCCAUGGCAAUCUUAUCAGCAUGCAUCAUCUUGGCCCCGAAGAAAUUCGACUAAUAGAUGGACUGUUGUAUGGUGUUGCUGCUGGCAUAUGGAAUCGAUCUGCAGCCAGAGUUGAAGAGACAAUCAAUCGACCUCCGGAACCAGAAAAGACAUGA
Molecule: messenger RNA, 207 nt
Organism: Cylicostephanus goldi
Lineage: Eukaryota; Metazoa; Nematoda; Chromadorea; Rhabditida; Strongylidae
Source: the annotation of a GenBank genome assembly